Molecule: messenger RNA, 7242 nt
Organism: Symbiodinium sp. CCMP2456
Lineage: Eukaryota; Dinophyceae; Suessiales; Symbiodiniaceae
Source: the annotation of a GenBank genome assembly
AUGGAGGUCAAUCUGGUGCACCACAUCAACAUAUACGCCUAUGACGCCGCGAUGCCGCUGACAAUCGGGCAACCCUAUGUCUUCGAUGGUGCGUCGGAGCCGGUGCUUCCACCAAAGCUGGAAGAACAGUCCAUGCGCAUGCUAGCGUCCCACGACAAGGAAGCUGGGGACUACUUCCUGCCAAGCGGAUAUGGCAUCCCUUUCGGUAAGCAGGUACUCAUGGAGCGGCACUUUUUGUUUCCAAAGUGCUGGAAUUACGACGAGGAUGUCGCGGAGUCUAGCGGCAUGGAUCUGUAUGUGACCUCCUCACAUUCCCUAAAGCCGGCGGCUUUGAUAGGAGCCGUGAAUUUCAACAUGAAUAUCAGUCCGCAGCAAGGGCCUGUGGAGUGGGUGACCCGCAUCUCCGCAGAGAAGCUCAAAGGUCUUGUAUCUGGAGGCGGAAAUGAUUGGCCGGAAAUCUUGGCAGUCCACCAGCACACACAUGACAUAGCAAGCGGCAAGUUCUUCGAGAUCCUGAACAAGGACGGGUCCGUUGCUUUCCGAUCGGAAAAGGAGAAGGCGGGCUAUGGCUUGGAGGAGCAAUCCUUCGCCAACUUGCCGGAGAAAGGUUGGCCACGUUUGCGGGUCCAAGCAGGACAGCAGUUUCUGCAGCAUUGCUUGUUCGACUCUAAUCACCUUCAGCGGCCUGUGGUUUACGGCCUGGGCUGGGGCGAAGAGAUGUGCGCUCCGCUCCUUGUCAUUGGUGGCGUCCGUUGCAACGUUACUGUGCUAGAGGCACUCGGCCGGUUGGGCGGUCGAGCCCACACCUUGCACACGGGCGUAUUCGCCGGCAGGGAGGAGGGCGCGCACUGGGUUCAUGGUGGGAUCGACAAUGUGCCAGUAUCAACUUUGUUGGACAUGCAUAAGGUUGGGCAGGUGCGUGUCGGAGGGGAUGAUGACUACGAAGGGUCGCGAAGCCGCUUGUUGAUGCUGUCACCUUCAAACAUGCCUCUCAGUGCAGCGGAGCGAGACGUGUCUUUCGAUCUCUUCGAAUCUGCCCGGGCCGCGAGCGAAGCAUUUGCGGCAGACAAGCUCUCGGAGAAAGACUUGGGCACGUCGGUGGCGGAUGUGUGGCGUCGUGCACUGGCGGUGAAUUACUCCUCUUAUGGCCGAGCUCUUUUGGACUGGCAUCAGAAAGUGUCUUACGAACAGGACUCAGGUGCCUCCAUUCAAGAGCUCAGUGCUCUGGCUGAAUAUGUAGAGGAUUAUUCGGACUUCUACUCCAAUCGCUCUGACGGUUGGGAGAUGCAUGGGGACGGCUUCGUGAAAGGUGGCUAUUCCACAUUGGUUCAGCGUUUAGCUGCCGGGUUGGAGGUGCGCUUGCAAUCUCCGGUGUCGCGAAUUGAGUAUUCGAACGACAGUGUCGCCAUUACAGUCAACGAGCAGACGCUUCGAGGCACAGCAGUCAUACUCACGGCCUCAGUGGGAGCAUUGCAGGCUGAGAACAUUGCCUUCGAACCAGCGCUGCCCAGCUGGAAGCACGCUGCACUGAAACGCCUGGGCAUGGGUAAUGUUGCCAAAGUGCUGGUGAAACUCUCAAAGGCCAUACCCCUACUUCAUGGAGUCUACUCCUUGGGGCGGCUGGCUGAAGGAGAGGAGAAGCAUCGGCAGCUCCUCUCCUACUGUAUCUGCGACGAAAUGGAGGGCUCCAGGUCACCGAUCCUAGAAUGCUUCCUAGGCGGCCAGCAGGCCAUCACUGCAGAGAUGAUGGAUGCUGAUGAGUUGAAUCGUCAAGUGGCUUCCGAGCUUCAUGCUGCUCUUGGGGCUGACGUAGAGGAGGUCAUGAUUACCAAAUGGUCCAGCAACCCUUACAUCAAGGGUGCUUGGAGCUAUGCUCGAGUGAACUCGUCUGUGGAGGACUUCGAUGCUUUGGCACGCAGCAUCGGCAAGCUUCACUUCGCUGGAGAGGGUACUUGCAGACUCCUCUAUGGAAAUGUGCAUGCCGCAGUGGUGAGUGGAGCUCGCGCAGCUCAUCAGCUUCUGAAUCUGGAGAGACAUGCAGAAGACAGCUGGAACGACCGCUGGGAGACCGCCACUAGGACAUUCUGCAGCUAUGCACAACUUCUGGAGCAAGGCAACCAGAAGUUUGCCGAGGAUCCGGCAGUCGAUUGGGUUAACACCCAAAGAUCUGGGGCUCUGGUGGCCGGUUUCUGCCUAGUUAUUAACUGUGCCAGCCCGACCGAGAAGAAAAGUGAUCGUCACAAGACUGUGCAUGCAGUCGAAGCUAUAGGACCAAUGCCAACCAUUCUGAGCUCCUUGUCUUGUCUCGGAUGCAAUGCGCCAGCAGACUUAGGCGUUUCUGUCAGCUUGGCGCUGCAGCAGAUGUUGUCUGGGGAGUCGUUUCGCGAUAUUUCUGCGUCCCAGGUCGGGGGCCUUACCUGGACAGGCAAGCCGUGGCUACGAAGCGAAAGCACCGGAAGAGCAAACGGACUCUCGCCGCUGCUGAGGCGACCGGCACGUUCAAGGUCUACAUCGACAUCAGCGCGAACGGCAGAUUCUCCUCUGCCUCGGGGCCGACGCAGCGCGAGAGUGGGGGCCGAACGCGGGCGCGCAGAGAACAGGAACAGUGCUCAGCCAUUGCCCUGGCUCCUUCGUGGCUCAGUGGCAGAUCACCUCCUGGGCAGGGUGCGCGAAGUGCAGAACCACAGAGCCAUCGUGCAGCUCUACUGGCGAUCUCCGCAAGGAUUGAGGGAGCUUUCGCCCGUGCAGGGGUUCAUCGAUCUGCAGGCCGGUGUUCCGGAGGCAAGCGGCAAUGACGAGGCAGGUGGAUUGCCGAGGCCGCUGAGGGUGGGUCAGGAUGUCAGCGUGCGCGUAAGCCCACUUGCAGCUCAUAUGGAAGCAGACGAGCUCCGCUUGAAGCUCUCACCAGAGGCAAGAUUGCCGCGACGGCCAUCACUGAGACGGGCGCUUGAAAAGGCGGCCUCGUCCCGAAAGCGUGGAGCAUCCGAGUGGCUUCCGAAGAAGGAGCGCCAUAGCUCCGUGUAUUGGGGUGCUGCCCAAGCUCUCCCAUUUCUUCUGGCUGGACGUGUGGGAAGGCACCUUCGAGGAAAGGUGCAAGAGCUGCGCGGCAGAAGUGUCGUUGUGCAGAUCUUCUGGGAGAUGUCUCCUGUUCCAGGUCUUGAAGAGCCCCAACUUGGACCGGUGAAAGGAAAAGUCCGCCUCAAGGAUCUUGUGGCUGCGUAUGGAAUAAGCCGCCACCAGCGACCGCCGCCGAAGUGUGCUGAUUUCCUACAUGAGGGUCAGUCGGUUUCUGUCGAAGUCGCCGACAUGCCCUCUGACCAGUCUCUCAACUUCGUGCUUUCGACGCACCAGCCAGUGCUGCCAUCCUCCGUGCCAACACCCCCAGGGCGUGUGCCGCCGGAGUGGCGGGACUUUCUUGAUACGCACGGGCUGGUGGUGGAGUUCGCCAACCUCAGACUCCCGCCGGCUGAAGCGCUGGAAGUCUUUCAGCGCGAGCCGCAUGACUGGUCGGGGGGCAUGAGGACCUUGGCAACUGAAACGCUUGCAGCCACGAUUUGGGAGCUGACGCAGAGAGGGCAAGACGUCGUGGUGACUGGUGCAAUGCCAGCAGCAGAGCGGCUCUUCCUCCAGACCCGGCUGGCUCUUCGGCACGUAGCAGCUCUACCAAGAACACCGCCUGGGCUUCCGGACGUGUUGUUCCUCUGCAGCGGAAGCAUUGCUCGCAGGUUCAGAAAGAUAUGUGCAGAUGGGUCGCACGACGAGGGUCAGAUUCAUCAGACGCUUGCCGGCACCACCCAUUGGGUUCUUGAACGUGCCAGGAACAAUCCUGAGCUGCUUUCCCGAAUCUCCUUGUUCAUUGUGGACGGAAUGUGCGCUAUGCAAGAACUCCUCGAGCUGCUCAACUUCCUGCCAAGCGGCAGACGAUGGGGACCGAGCUACCUUUUCCAUCGGGAGACCUUGCCUGCCAAGAACACUGCGGCAGAGACUGCCUUGGUCGAUGCCCCCGCCCGAUUGCAGCUGGCAAAUGGCGUGAGGGGGGCCCACAUCUCCAUGCGGAUGGUCAAUGCGGACGAUGCCAAAGAAGCUGCUGCAUUGAUUGCGCAGUUGCACACCAGGCAAAGCAUCCUGGUGUUCACGAGCGAGAUAUCGGCUCUUCAAGACGAGUUGCGCAGAGUCGUGGCGGUGCAAGCGCUUGCAUCCGAGAGGCUCUGCAUUGUGCACAGCACCGAGCGGUGGCGGGCGUCCGCCAGCUUCGACAUCCUGUUGCAUGUGUCUCCUCCUCCGACCACUGCUGAAUAUCUGCGACGCUUGGCCUCUUGCAAGAAGGAGGCUAUUUCGCUGGUCGCGGCGAGUUUGGAUGACCCACCGACGUGGAGCCACGUCUGGGCCAAGCAUGUGUCGGAUUUUGCCACAGGUUUGCAGAUGGCCAAGCUCCGGGAAGACCUUGCUGAGCUCUCCGGGCCCCCAGACAACAACGAGACGGAGCGCGAGGCACCGCGAGUGGCCGAAGUCGAGCUGUCCAACUCCUUCCAAAAGGAUUACAUGGUCCAAGGAGAUGAGGAGUUGCUUGGAUUGAUUGGUCAAGACGAGACUGCAAUACACUGGCCGCCCGUGGCACAUUUUGAGCUGGAUGUGCCAGCUACAGAGCGAGCUACUGCAGUCUUGAAUGAAGGCUCCGCAACGACUCCAGCACUCUCCGCCACAGGGGAGGCAGGGAUGACCUUGCAGGGCCGCGCGAAAGGCAGUUCCGGCUUUGAGGCAGUGGUGGUCGUUGGCAGAGCUGUCCCCGCCGGUGACUGGUCUGCUAUGCCGCACAGCAUGCAUGGAGAGCGGGAGAGGCAAGGCCUGCCUACGAAUGUCUUGACUGGCCAGGUAGACCUCCCCGUGCCAGAGGAUGACAGUGACGAUGAAGGAUUCUGGGGCGAGCUGCCUCCUGCGAGAGCACCUCCGGCCGAGACAGCAGAGCGCGAGCGGCCCGAGAGUGCUGUGCCCGUGCAAGUGGAGCCGCUUUUUCAUCGGCCGGUCGAGCCGCACGAACCGCGGCAUCGCAGUCGGCUUUCUCAAAAGCAGAGGAAGCAACAGUCUUGGGAGAACCAAGCCUCCUGGUCAGCCCCGCCGGAGCCAGCGCAAGAACGGCCUUCUUCUGUUCCCCAGUUCGACAAGACCGUCCUUUCCCAAACAACCGACGGAUACGCCGCGAGAGAUCUUCCCAGUCUCAGGAGCGGGCCAGAAGAGCAAAGAGACAGGACAUGUCAGGUCGAUCACGACGUUGAGCUAGAUCCAGGUGCCGAGGAUGAGCGAUCUGUCUUGGAAGCGAUCUACGGCAACGAGUUCGAAAUUCUCGGCCCGAACGAGUGGAGGAUUGUUUUGCCCGGUGCUGCCGGUGCUCCUUCGGCAGCCGUUCGUUUCUUGCUCCCAGCUGGCUAUCCUCGCUCGGGCGAGCCACCCGUGCCGCUGUUCGAUUGCGAAGGAGCUUCGCAGGGUCUGCGACAUGCUGCGACAGAAGCCGUCGCAGAGUUGGUUGAGAACUGGCAGCCGCCAGAAGAAGGCGAAGGCUGCAUCUACCAGUGGGUGGAGCGCCUGCGCGAGUGUUUGGAGCCAGCGCUGGCAGCUGAAGUUCUGCAAAGGGACGAGUUGGACGCGGCUUUUGCUCAGUCCCUCGCUGUGGCAGAGGAAGCGGCAGCAGCACAGGCUGCCACUUCCAAAUCUUUUACAUUUCUUCCGGCGAAUCCACAGUAUGGACAGAGGCGCCGUGUUUUUGAUGCGGCCAGCUUUGAUGACGCGAACGCGGUGGAAAUUCUUCGUGGUGAAUCCUUCGUGGACAGAAAGUCUACCUUUCAAGGCUUCGCAGCCAAAGUCUCGAACCAGGGCCAAGUGAACUGGGUGCUGCGCACGCUCCUGGAGGAUCGCAAAAUCGCCGUCGCCACGCACAACAUGUUCGCCUACAGGUUCCGCGAUGAUGACCGCAACAUCCAAGUCGCGGACAAUGAGGAUGACGGAGAGGAUGGCGCCGGCUCAAAGCUAGCGGAGCUCCUGAAUCUCGCAGGAUGUGAGGAUGUCUUCGUGAUGGUUAGCCGGUGGUACGGAGGCAUUCAUUUGGGCCCAGACCGAUUUAAGCACAUCGCCCGUGCAGCUUCAGUUCUGUUGGACGAAGCUGGCUGGAGCAGCAGAGGUCGCGGCGCCAGUAGCACAGCACAGCGCAGGAGGAAGUCCCGGAAGCAUCGUUUUUCUACUACCGCACUUGGGAUGCAGGACAAGUUCGCCGCGCUGAGAACCAAGAUUUUCACCGAGUCCAUCGAGAGCUCCAACGAGCCCAGGUGGGGAUACUUCGGCAUACCUGGCCCGUUGGCCAUCGGAGACAACUCGUACGCACCAAGGCUGGUAAAGAAGGUGGUGUCAGAAGAUGAGGAGGAAGUCACCAGGAACAUUCAAACCGGGCCGACAAAGAAGGGAACGACCCCAGACGUUUACUUCCAGUUCGAAACACCACUGGGACUUGGCGAUCCGUAUACUGAUCCUGGGUCUGCGAUGAAGAAGGGGAAAGGAUGGAUGUUAGAUCCGGAUGCCGCCUUCAAGCCUCCGGGAACAGUGAAGACAGGCAUCAACAAGCUCGGUUACGAGUAUGUCGAUCACUGUGAUCAAGUCAAGGACCCGAAGGCAGUUAAGGAGAAGUAUGCAGAAUGGACUCCUCCUCGCAACAUCUUCGGCGGAAAUUCCAAGAGAGGUGGGCCCGGAGUCCUGACUGGAGGGGUGCUCUUUGGCUUCGGGGAGCCGGGCGCUUUUCCGGAACAUGUUCCAGACGACUACGACUCUGCGAGGAAGCAGCGCAAGAAGGAGCUGGAGGAACACCAUAGCAAGGUCCAGGAGCAGCCUUUCAAGGGCAUCGACUACGGCAAUCGGUUCUUCCAGAGCAAUGAGGAUGCAUUUGGAGGAUACGAGCAUCCCACCCAUGUCCCGCGCGAUCCUCCGCCUGACAAAGCUGCGAAAUACCCCCAUGAGUCGCCCUUCCGGCCGACCAACCCGAUGAAGAGAGAUGCCGUGGGCUGCCUCAUGGGUGGAAUUCCAGAGUAUAUCCCCUGUCCAGAAGACCCUCUCAAACGUAAGCCAAAGGACGAGGAUGCACCGCCGGCGUUUAAAGUGGGCGCUCCACGGCAUGUGGUGAAGCCGACGCCAUCUGUCACCACACUCACUCGCAACAUGCGAAACGAACGCCCGUCAAGCUUCAUGCGACCGAUCUUGUGA